CCGGGCUAAGACGUGGCCGGGCCAGCUCCACUCGGCAGCCCAGAGGGUCGGGGAGGCGGCGGGGUCCCUAGCGCGUCCUGGUCCUGGUCAGGGGCUUUUAGCACCGGGAGAAGCAGGCGCCGGCGGCUGCACCUCCAUGUCCCCGCGCGGGGUGGGACGCUGAUGGAGCGCGCCACCCGCCCGGGGCCGCUCGUGCGGGCGCUGCUGCUGCUGCAGCUGCUGCUGGGGCUCGCGGCUGGCACGGUGGCCGCAGGGCGCGCCCCCGACCUCCCCGCGCCGAAGGUGGAGGCGGCGUUCGGCCUGGGCGCCGCGGCCGCUCCCACUUCAGCAGCGCGGGUGCCGGCUGCGGGGGCCGUGGCUGCGGCCGAGGUGACGGUGGAGGACGCCGAAGCAGUGCCGGCGGCCGCGGUCGAGCAGGAGCCGCGGGAGCCGGAGCCCGACGACGAGGCCGAGCUACAGCCGCGAGGCAGAUCAUUAGUGAUCAUCAGCACUUUAGAUGGGCGAAUUGCUGCCUUGGAUCCUGAGAAUCGUGGUAAAAAACAGUGGGAUUUGGACGUGGGAUCCGGCUCCUUGGUUUCAUCCAGCCUCAGCAAACCAGAGGUAUUUGGGAAUAAGAUGAUCAUUCCUUCCCUGGAUGGAGACCUCUUUCAGUGGGACCGGGACCGUGAGAGCAUGGAAACUGUUCCUUUUACAGUUGAAUCACUUCUUGAAUCUUCUUAUAAAUUUGGAGACGAUGUUGUUUUGGUUGGAGGAAAGUCUCUCACUACAUACGGACUCAGUGCAUAUAGUGGAAAGGUGAGGUAUAUCUGCUCAGCUCUGGGUUGUCGCCAGUGGGAUAAUGAUGAAAUGGAACAAGAAGACAUCCUGCUUCUGCAGCGCUCCCAGAAAACCGUUAGAGCUGUUGGACCUCGCAGUGGCAAUGAGAAGUGGAAUUUCAGUGUUGGCCACUUUGAACUUCGGUAUAUUCCAGACAUGGAAACUAGAGCCGGAUUUAUUGAAAGCACCUUAAAGCCCAGUGGGAACAAAGAAGGGUCUAAAAUUAUUUCAGAUGUGGAAGAACAGGAAGCUGCCAUGAUGGACACAGUGAUAAAGGUGUCGGUUGCAGACUGGAAGGUUAUGGCGUUUAAUAAGAAGGGAGGACAUCUGGAAUGGGAAUACCAGUUUUGUACUCCCAUUGCAUCUGCCUGGUUGGUUAAGGACGGAAAAGUCAUUCCCAUCAGUCUUUUUGAUGAUACAAGUUAUGCAUCUAAUGAUGAAGUUUUAGAAGAUGAAGAAGACAUUGUAGAAGCUGCUCGAGGAGCCACAGAAAACAGCGUUUACUUGGGAAUGUACAGAGGUCAGCUGUAUCUGCAGUCAUCAGUCAGAAUUUCAGAAAAGUUUCCUACAAGUCCCAAGGCCUUGGAAUCUGUCAAUAAUGAAUAUGCAAUUGUUCCUUUGCCAACAAUCAAAUGGAAGCCCUUAAUUCAUUCCCCAUCCAGAACUCCUGUCUUGGUAGGGUCUGAUGAAUUCGACAAAUGUCUUAGCAACGAUAAGUUUUCUCACGAAGAGUACAGCAACGGUGCGCUUUCAAUCUUGCAAUACCCAUAUGAUAAUGGUUAUUACCUACCAUACUACAAGAGGGAGAGGAGCAAACGGAGCACACAGAUCACAGUCCGAUUUCUCGAUAACCCAAAUUACAACAAGAACAUUCGCAAAAAGGAUCCCGUUCUCCUCUUACACUGGUGGAAAGAAAUAGUCGGAACUAUUCUAUUUUGUAUCAUAGCAACAACUUUUAUCGUGCGUAGGCUUUUCCAUCCUCAUCCUCACAGACAAAGGAAGGAAUCGGAAACUCAGUGUCAGACUGAAAGUAAAUACGAUUCUGUAAGUGGAGACGCCAAGGACAGUAGCUGGAAUGACAUAAAAAAUUCUGGAUAUAUAUCGCGAUAUCUAACAGAUUUUGAGCCGGUUCAGUGCCUGGGACGCGGUGGGUUUGGAGUUGUCUUUGAAGCCAGAAAUAAAGUUGAUGACUGCAAUUAUGCUAUCAAGAGAAUCCGUCUCCCCAACAGGGAAUUGGCUCGGGAAAAGGUAAUGCGAGAAGUUAAAGCCUUAGCCAAGCUUGACCAUCCAGGAAUUGUGAGAUAUUUCAAUGCUUGGUUGGAGGCACCACCAGAGAAGUGGCAAGAAAAAAUGGAUGAAAUCUGGCUGAAAGAUGAAAGCACAGACUGGCCACUCAGCUCUCCUAGUCCAGUGGAUGGACCAUCCGUUAAAAUAUGCAGAAUGGACCCUUUCUCUACAAAGGAACAUAUUGAGAUCAUAGCUCCUUCUUCACAAAGGAGGUCUUUUUCAGUAGGGAUUUCCUGUGGCCAGACAAGUUCAUCUGAGAGCCAGUUCUCUCCACUGGAAUUAUCAGGAACGAACCACGGAGAUACCAGUGAAUCAGUGGAUGCAGCCUACAACCUCCAGGACAGUUGCCUUACAGAGUGUGAUAUGGAAGACGGUACCAUGGACGGCAAUGAGGAGGGGCACUCCUUUGAACUUUGUCCUUCUGAAGCUUCUCUUUAUGGAAGGUCAAGGGAGCGAACAUCCUCUUCUAUAGUGUUUGAAGACUCUGGCUGCGAUAAUGCAUCCAGGAAAGAAGAGCACAAAACUGACCGCCUGCAUAUUGGCAACCAUUGUGCUAAUAAACUGACUCCUUUUAAGCAUUCCAGUAGCAAAUCUUCUUCCGAACCUACCUUCUCUAUUUCUCCUCCAAGACCGACCACUUUGAGUUUAGAUCUCACUAAAAACACUGCAGAAAAGCUCCAGCCCAGUUCACCGAAGGUGUAUCUUUACAUUCAGAUGCAGCUGUGCAGAAAGGAAAACCUCAAAGACUGGAUGAACAGUCGGUGCACCAUAGAGGAGAGAGAGAGGAGCAUGUGUCUGCACAUCUUCCUGCAGAUCGCAGAGGCCGUAGAGUUUCUGCACAGUAAAGGGCUCAUGCACAGGGACCUCAAGCCUUCCAACAUAUUCUUUACAGUGGACGAUGUGGUCAAGGUCGGAGACUUUGGACUAGUGACUGCAAUGGACCAGGACGAGGAAGAGCAGAUGGUUCUGACCCCAAUGCCAGCGUGUGCCAGACACACAGGACAAGUAGGGACCAAACUGUAUAUGAGCCCAGAGCAGAUUCAUGGAAGCAACUACUCUCAUAAAGUGGACAUCUUUUCUUUAGGCCUCAUUCUGUUUGAACUGCUGUACCCAUUCGGCACUCAGAUGGAGAGAGUCAGGAUCUUAACUGAUGUAAGAAAUCUCAAAUUUCCACCACUGUUUACUCAGAAAUAUCCUCGUGAGUAUGUGAUGGUUCAAGACAUGCUCUCUCCAUCCCCCAUGGAACGGCCUGAAGCUACCAACAUUAUUGAAAAUGCUGUAUUUGAAGACUUGGAAUUUCUAGGAAAAACUGUACUCAGACAGAGGUCUCGCUCCAUGAGUUCAUCAGGAACAAAACAUUCAAGACACUGCAGCAGCUCCUGGAGCCCUUUGCCAAGCACUUAGCCUUAACUUACGUUCACACCCCUAACAGGUGACACAGAAUGGCCUCUUAGGAAUGUGGCUUUCCGAAAUUGUGAACUUGAAAAGUUUGUUCUUCGCUCAGUCUUAUUUUGGACUGCUCUUUCUAAGUCAUAUUUUAACUGGAUUUGGGGGCAUAACCUAAUUUGAGCCAACUCUGUACUGCUAUACUCCAGAAGAGGGCUCUCACUAAAUCACGUGUGGUCCUUGUUCUUCGUGGGUCUCUUGAAACUGGCUGGCCAAGCUUUAUAGCCCUCAUCUUUGUCGGGGGGCCGGGGCGGGGGGGGGGGGGGGGGUAGAAGCAAUCCUUAAACUAUAAAGAGAGAAUUAAAGGGAAAUAUUUUUAUAGUUCAGAAGAAUGACCGUUCCUACAUGUGGUAAUUACAUUGUUCUAGAAAUAUGCUUUCUAGAGACGCAGUGGUGAUUUUGAAACUAAUUUCCAAAAAAGCUGACUCCGUUUUUGACCUGGUGGGUGGAUGAAGAAUCUGUACUAUUUUGGAGGACAAGUGGCACAAAUUGUAUAAUAAUGGUUUAUGUCCAUAGCUAGUUUUCUAGUGACAUUUGUAGUAUUGAAUAGCUUUAUUCCUUAGAUGGUUCUAGGGAGAGUUUAAGAGCUUUUUGUACUUUUACCUCCAAUAAAGGGAAAAUGAAGCUUUUUGUGUCAAUUGGCCACAAGUUCUGGUUUGGGGAAGGAAGAAGCUGUAGUGAGACAUGAAUCGUAUGUUACGACUAACUUCUUCAAUGAUGGACUUUUUAAACCUAAUGAAAUCUUAAAUGUUUUAUGUGUAAUCCUGUAGGCUGGUACUUUCCCCAAACUGAUUAUAGGUAACAGUUUCAUCAUCUAACUAGCUAACAUGUUUUUAUUUUUCACUGUAAAUAUGUUUAUUUUUUAUUUAUAAAAAUUCUGAGCUCAAUCCAUUUGGGUUGGUGGUGUACAGAACGCACUUAAGUGUGUUAAGUAUUGUGACUUCUUUCAAGUCUAAAUGAUUUAAUAAAAUCUUAAAGACUUA
Messenger RNA from Felis catus (domestic cat), 4532 nucleotides. It is a transcript of the gene EIF2AK3, whose product is annotated as eukaryotic translation initiation factor 2 alpha kinase 3. Gene Ontology annotation, biological process: protein phosphorylation. The coding region runs from base 163 to 3507 and encodes 1114 amino acids. The transcript has 17 exons. Gene Ontology annotation, molecular function: ATP binding; protein kinase activity; protein binding. The record is from RefSeq and is a predicted model, not a curated record. NCBI's taxonomy places the organism in Eukaryota, Metazoa, Chordata, Mammalia, Carnivora, Felidae.